ACUUUUAGAUUUACCUCUUUCCACUCUUCUCUCUGCUCUCCGCACUCUCUCCAUCUCCACAUAAGGCUUAGAGCUGUCACAAAUUUUGUACACAUUUUUCUUGACUUUAAAACGCAGAAGCAUAGAUGGGUACUUUCAUGGCUUUUACAAGAUCUCUUGGUCACCACUACAUUAAAAAGUCGAAAUCCCAUAACUUUUCUCAGUUGUUCGAUUUGAGCAAACUGAUAGGUCCUUCUGAGAUUUCCAAUCCUAAUUUCGAUGGCAGUUUUCAUCAAUUACAGAGCCGUAAAACGCUCAUCUUGGAGCCCGCUUCUUCUGAAUCAGUCAAGCUGCAAAGGCUUUCCGAUUCUGAUCCCGGAAUUGUUGAGGUGAAUUUGGAUAGGCCGGGAGCGAAAAAUGCCAUCGGGAAGGAAAUGCUGAGAGGAUUACGGGCAACUUUUGAAACAAUCAGUAGGGAUGACUCUGCUAAUGUUGUUAUGAUAUGCAGCUCGGUUCCCAAAGUGUUCUGUGCAGGAGCUGAUCUGAAGGAGCGUAAGACAAUGACUCCAUCUGAAGUGCAAUUUUUUGUCAACACACUGCGAUCCACAUUCUCACUUAUAGAGGAACUUUGUAUUCCUACAAUUGCUGUUAUUGAAGGAACAGCCUUGGGUGGUGGACUUGAAAUGGCUUUAUCAUGUGAUCUUCGGAUAUGUGAAGAGGAUGCAGUAUUGGGCUUGCCAGAAACAGGACUUGCUAUAAUUCCUGGGGCAGGUGGGACACAAAGACUUCCUAGAUUGGUAGGAAAAUCAGUGGCAAAGGAACUUAUAUUUACUGGUCGGAAGAUUGGUGGCAGGGAGGCCAUGUCAAUUGGCCUUGUGAAUUACUCUGUGCCUGCUGGUGAAGCUCGUUUAAAGGCACUUGAAGUUGCUCGGGAAAUUAAUCAGAAGGGUCCUAUAGCAAUAAGACUGGCAAAAAAGGCUAUUAAUGAGGGGCUAGGGAUAGAUUUGGCAUCUGCUUUGGAAUUGGAAGAAGAGUGUUAUGAACAGCUGUUGAACACAAAAGAUCGCUUGGAAGGUUUGGCAGCAUUUGCUGAAAAGCGGAAACCAAGGUAUACUGGAGAGUAAACAGGACAAAAUGAUACAAAGCAAUUUCUUGACAAAGUUGCAGAAAAGCAGAAGCCAAGGUACCAAUUGAAAUAAAACAAUUACAAUUUGAAACUAAAGAACUAAAAUUAUUGAUGCUCAUGAGCAAUGACAAUGUAUAUGUUAUUGUAUUGUAAUUCAUCUUUUAUAUCAUAAUAAAUUUGGUGGUGGUGGUUGGAAUCUUUUCA
Molecule: messenger RNA, 1309 nt
Organism: Hevea brasiliensis (rubber tree)
Lineage: Eukaryota; Viridiplantae; Streptophyta; Magnoliopsida; Malpighiales; Euphorbiaceae
Product: probable enoyl-CoA hydratase 2, mitochondrial
Exons: 8
Coding region: 126-1103 (325 amino acids)
Biological process (GO): fatty acid beta-oxidation
Cellular component (GO): mitochondrion
Molecular function (GO): enoyl-CoA hydratase activity
Source: RefSeq, a predicted model, not a curated record